AUGAUGACUCGUCGAUUUCGAGUCCUAAUUUUAUUCUGUCUUGCUGCUAUAUCCAUCUGGUACUUGACUAGAUGGACUGAAGUUCCCAAUUACCGGGUUUAUCUCACAGAUCGCUUGUCAACAGCGAGCUCUCGAAAUACAACAGAGCAUAUCGAUUUCUGGCGUCAUUUCCAAUCCCUUUUGGUGACACACAAACCAACAUGCGACCCUCCAAAAAGACUCGGAAAGGUGGAGGUUACUGGCUUCAAGUCAUCUGAUGCCGGUCCCCGUCCUGAUUUGCUGAAAAUGACAACUCGCGACAUUCGGACAAUGAAAAAGGCGCACGAAGACUUCGUCGAGGCUAUUCAGCUUUAUCCACCCGCACUUUCUUAUACGCCUGGAACGAGAGGGCUGGUCACUACAGCAGGGGGGGCUUAUCUCCCAGUCUUGGUGAUAUCCCUGCGCAUGCUGCGCCGCACGGGCUCGACUUUGCCAAUGGAAGUCUUUUUAGCGACGCCAGACGAGUAUGAGAAGUUUAUCUGCGACAAAGUCUUACCUUCACUGAACGCGCAAUGUAUCGUGCUGUCCGACAUUCUAAACGCAGUGCCAAUUGUUAGCGAGAUUGAAAAGUACCAGCUGAAGCCGUUUGCGAUGAUCUUCUCCUCAUUUGAAGAGAUCCUGUUUCUGGAUGCCGACGCAUUCCCAAUCGCCAAGCCAGAGACACUGUUUGAGCAGGAGCCAUUUCGAAGCACAAAAUUGCUCACAUGGCCGGACUUCUGGGCAUCUUCUGCUUCGCCUUUCUACUACCAGAUUGCCUCACGGAGCGUCCCGCCGAUGGAAUCCCGGCAAUCGACCGAAUCCGGCGAAGUGCUCAUUUCGAAACGAACACACUUGCAAACCCUCCUUCUCUGCACAUACUAUAACUUCUGGGGUCCAACACAUUACUACCGUCUUCUAUCCCAAGGAGCAGCAGGAGAAGGAGAUAAAGAAACCUUCAUCAACGCUGCGAUGGCAGUUAACGAGCCAUUUUACCAAGUCAGUGAACCUAUCUGCGCCAUGGGUCACAAGACAAAAGGGGGUCUUGCCGGAUCCGCAAUGCUUCAAUUUGAUCCGAUUGAGGAUUAUCGACGGACUCAGAAAGGGGAAGGGCGUGCGAAAGGGUCUUCUGCUACUCCUAGAGCAUUUUUCAUCCACGCCAACUUCCCCAAGUUCAAUCCCGCGACUGUCUUUUCGAAGCAAGCUGUCAACCCGGCAUUCAAUGAUGAUGGAACAUAUACACGUGCUUGGACGACCCCCGAGGACAAGAUAGAAGCAUUUGGGUCCGAUGUUGAGAAACAAUUCUGGGCGGAGAUUCUCUGGACGGGUUGCGAGUUGGAAAAUAAUUUUCGAAGCUGGGAAAACAGAACGGAUAUAUGUAGGGAAGUGAAGAAGUAUUGGACCGCUUUGUUUGGAUCUGAAGAUCCAGCUAGGGUAUAG
This is a messenger RNA of Penicillium odoratum, 1455 nucleotides long. RefSeq names its product alpha-mannosyltransferase. Gene Ontology annotation, biological process: mannan biosynthetic process. The record is from RefSeq and is a predicted model, not a curated record. NCBI's taxonomy places the organism in Eukaryota, Fungi, Ascomycota, Eurotiomycetes, Eurotiales, Aspergillaceae. Bases 1 to 1455 code for a protein of 484 amino acids. Gene Ontology annotation, molecular function: alpha-1,2-mannosyltransferase activity. The transcript has a single exon. Gene Ontology annotation, cellular component: Golgi apparatus.